CAAAGCAACGCAAAGCCUAGCGUCGAGGCGGAGUCCGUCCUACUCCAUCCAUCGCGUCACACACCGGGCCGGGACUACAGUCCGAAAAGCACAGCGCAACCACACUCUUUGACCUUUGCCCCGUGAUCUCAGUCGCCAUCCUCCAUCCAUUCCACUGUGCUCCGCUCCCCAUUUCCACCCUCGCACCCGCACGCUCUCCCGUCGUCUCUGCUCUCCUCUGCUCGUCGGGGAACCGACCUCGUGUUUUCUUGAUGUCGGGCGGGCCGCGGCUGCCGCGUGCCCUGGCCCUGGCCCUGGCGGUGGCGGUGGCGGUGGGGUCGGAGGCGGCGCUGCAGGUCGGGUUCUACAAUGCGACGUGCCCGAUCGCGGAGGGGGUGGUGUUCGCGGAGAUGCACGGCAUCCUGCACGAGGACCCCACGCUGGCGCCCUCCCUGCUCCGGAUGCACUACCACGACUGCUUCGUCCAGGGCUGCGACGCCUCCAUCAUGCUCAGGUCCAGGCGCGGCACGGCGGAGCGGGACGCCACCCCGAACCGGAGCAUGCGGGGCUACGACGCCAUCGAGAGGAUCAAGGCCAAGCUCGAGACUCUCUGCCCGCUCACCGUCUCCUGCGCCGACAUCAUCGCCAUGGCCGCCAGAGACGCCGUCUACCUGAGCAAGGGGCCGUGGUACGGCGUGGAGACAGGGAGGCGGGACGGCAACGUGACGGUGGCCGAGUAUGCCGAGAACGACCUGGCGCCGCCCGACUCCAACAUCGUGGACGUCAAGACCUUCUUCAGCGUCAAGUCCCUCACCGCCAAGGACAUCGUCGUCCUCUUCGGGAGCCACAGCAUCGGGACCUCCCACUGCGAGGCGUUCCAGAAGCGGCUCUACAACUUCACGGGCGCCAUGGAGCAGGACCCGUCGCUGGACGCCGGGUACGCGAGGCAGCUGCGGAGGCUCUGCCCUCGCCGCGGCCGCCGCGGCAGGACCAAGGUGCCCAUGGACCCCGGCAGCGGCUUCACCUUCGACCUCAGCUACUACCGGCACGUGCUCGCCACGGGGGGGCUCUUCCAGUCCGACGGCAGCCUCCUCCACGACGCCGCCACCAAGGCCUACGUCCAGAGGAUGGCCAACGCGUCGUCGCCGGACGAGUACUACCACGACUUCGCGGCGGCCAUGGUCAAGAUGGGCCGCACCGAGGUGCUCCCCGACCACCUCGGCGAGGUCAGGGCCACCUGUGGAGUUUUUGUUGACUAGCCUUAGCCCUUAGGUUCGGAGCACAUACACACAUACACUGGUUGAUUUGUACGAGGAUUUCUGUUUAUACCUUCUCUUUUUUGGUCUCUAAUAGGAGUAAUAUUAUUGACUCAAGAUGCAAAAAAUAUGCAAGGCAGUUUCACGAGCCUUUUAUUAUCA
Messenger RNA from Hordeum vulgare subsp. vulgare (domesticated barley), 1397 nucleotides. Its product is annotated as peroxidase 1-like. Gene Ontology annotation, biological process: response to oxidative stress; hydrogen peroxide catabolic process. Gene Ontology annotation, cellular component: plasmodesma; plant-type cell wall. Gene Ontology annotation, molecular function: peroxidase activity; heme binding. The record is from RefSeq and is a predicted model, not a curated record. NCBI's taxonomy places the organism in Eukaryota, Viridiplantae, Streptophyta, Magnoliopsida, Poales, Poaceae. Bases 252 to 1238 code for a protein of 328 amino acids. The transcript has 3 exons.